CUCGAAUGAAGCGCUACAUUGAUCAGAGUAACCUUGACCUGCGAAGUGUCGUUUACAUAGCAGCAAUAGUACCACCAGAUGCAGAGAACUUCUUAACUGAGCAACAUUCGCCACCAGAUGCAAGGAUUUACGCAACUUGCACACAAUUAGCUCUAAAGGAUUAAUGCCGUGUGCCUACCCGGCUAGUAAGCAUACAGAGGACAGACCCCGCAGCCCGGGAGGAAGCACCCGUUCAACUCCACCGAAUGAUUUGCUCUCUGUGAUUGCCAGCGCAACCCAGGAGAAAUUUUGGGAGGCCCAUUCUAUUGUGCACAGCGGUCAUAGUGCACUUCGUGUCGAUGGAGGCAGCCCGCUUCAUCUUCUGGUGCUAGCUACAACAAAGCUUGCUCAGUCCGUCUCUUUAACAGAAGAGGUUUCAGAGGUAUUCCAGGAUUACGGGCCACCACCCCCAUGGGUUAGCGCUGCCACAGCUCUGUUGUAUCGGUUGGUGGUUACCGGAAAAUGUGCUAUUAAUGCUCAAAAUAAAGAUGGCAAUACGGCUCUCCAUCUGGCUUGUCUAAAGCCUCAUACUCAUUUUUUGGUCCGUCAUUUGAUUCGCUUGGGUGCGGACCCUGAGUUGCGCAACAACCGUGGGUUGCAUGUGCAUUACGACAUGAGAUCUCAUCGCGGAUGGCUUGUUAAAGGCAUGCCUGGUCUAGCAUGUGGUAUCUGGAGUGCAAUAAAGAGGGAAAACACCGUCAACAUUGAUCGUCAUCUGGCCGCGUGGUGUAGAACUGCUGCCUGCUUGCCGAAUGGCCAAACGAUGCAUGAAGUCGCCUUUGAAACAGGAAACUACGAUUUGGUCAAACUGCUGGACAAAGCAGAACGAACCAAUGAACUGGUCGCUGCAAGCAUGGCUCUCGAUUUGCAAUACGUGCAACAACUGCUCACCAGCAGACCAGGAAAAACUACGUGGGAUUUAAACACAAUGGAUUUCUCCUGUGAUCCACCACGUCCUCUUACUGCGGAGUUGUGGGUGUCUUAUGGGAACAGAGCAGAUCAGCUAAUUCAUCUACUGACUUCAAAUGGGUUCCUUGAUGAUCAGCUCUACAUAAGUCAACUUGAUAAUGAACUUAACGCAUUCGACACUUGUCCGUUUGUUAAGAUGGUGUCAGAAUCAACCAGUGUUCGUGAUCUGGAAAAGGCGUGGAAUCUGGUUGGUGAGCAAGAUUUCAGGGUGUCGCGCAGGAGACGAAGAGACCAAGCAACGUACUUACACUUUUUGGUGGAACGGUACUUCGCUCUACGCUCCCAACCAACGCUGAGACGAAGUAUUGUGCGUUUGAUGUUCCGUGUAGCGCUUGCCGGUAUAGACGUUCAAGCAAGAGAUGUAUUCGGUAGAACAGCCCUUAACCUCGCUGCAGUAUUGACCAUGGAGACGGAAGAGAGGGUGGCGGUUUCAUCUUCCCUGCUAACGCAAACAUCAGAAAGAGAGAGAGGAAUCAUGGAACUGGUUACCGAGCCGGAAUCAUGUGGACAGUCGGAAGGUGAGGAUGAGACGAAAAAGCGGAUCACAACCAGGAUACCAUGGGAUCAAAGUGACCACGAAGGCUCACGAAAGACUUUUCGACGGCGCGGGUGGUCCAAGACGAGGAGCUACAUUGGGCUAUCCGGAAGUCAACAGUUAGAACAAUGUUCCAUGCUGAGCUUAUACGGAUCCAUGGGCGAUCAAAUAUCCUUUGUUGAUAAACGAUAUGCAGUUAGGCUUCCAGAUCAACUUUUGUUAGGAUUCUUAAUGCAGCUGGGCAUUGAUAGUUCAAUGGGUGACUUGAGUCACGAAUAUGUUCUUCGUAAUUUCUACGUACCUCGAGAUUCCAUUGCUUCGAGGCAAUUACAUCGUCGGCUGCUACGUGUGAACUCAGAAUGGAACCAGCGUUUUGCUAUAGUCGACGGAUUUCCCGGCAUCUGGCCGUAUUUGGACAGCGCCAUUGUAGCAAUCGAUCGGUGCCAACCUCCUCAGGUGAUCGACUGCAUGAUUUCAGAGGUGGAGCGGGCGAUAAGAGCACAUCUGGUACGUCUUCGGGCCAAACGGUGGGACUUGGACGCAGUCGAUCUAGCCAGAGCAUCUCUACCACAAUAUGUGUCACAUCACCAGCCAUCCUGCGGUUGUGGGGUGAAAUCUGAGGACAGAGCAACAGUACACCAAAGUAACUUGACUUGCCCGAGGUUGAGACUAAUACGGACACUACAGUCCUUCGUCGGAGCAACGGAAUUCGCGGCGGCAGCCAUGGCGGGCGAUCUGACUAGAAUGCAAAGUUGUUUGGCGAUGGGGCAAGGUCCAGAAAAGGUCAACCUGCACUUCGAGCAAUUCUACGAUGGUGUCGACGGCAACCUGAGGGCCAGAUUCACAAGUCGCCCACUGAUAAUUAAUGUGAUGGAAUACUCCACUGCAGGAGCAGUGGAGAAGAUGAUUCGAGUUGGAGCUGAUCUUGCUGAACUGUACACAGUGGCAGAUGAACUUCCCACACCGGUAGCGUUUUGGGCGUUUCGUGCUUCUGUCAGUUUGCAGACCACCUUGGUAGUUUCGAAAUUGGCAUCAACUAAUCUGCGCGAUGCUAACGGGGCCAGCAUGCUGCAUCAUGCGGUGAAUAUGCUUCAACAUUUGAGACCAGAGGAUCAUAACGGGCGAAGCUGGAUAAGUCUGAUCAUUCUAACUCUUCUAAAUCGUGGAAUCAAGCUGGAACUGCGGGACUGCUGGGGUCGCACAGCUCGGGACAUAGCCACAAACACACCACUGCACUUGUGUGCACACAUGGGAGAACAACCACCGCAGACGAUUUUCCGCACCUUAGAGGAGAAUGCACCUGAUCCGUACGAACUACGGGAGAUUACUGAUCCAACCACUGGCAUCAUCCUAUCACCUGAAGCUAUCAUUGAUCGAAGGGUUGCACAGCUGGCCUUUUAUGGUCAGGUUGACGCUAUAGAAGACUUGAUUUUACACGAUUACAACUACAUAUGUGAAGCAAGUAUGGGAUUCCAGAAGCGACGUACUGCGCUAGAACUGGCCGAAGCCCGCGAACACCGCAGCGUGUUGGAUCUACUGAAGCACAUGGAUGUUUAUCGCAAACAAAUAUGGGAAUUACGGCAUUCUGUAAUCCAAGGCGACGCGGAUGCACUAAGUCGUAUGGCGUCAGAGAAAAAACUGCUUUGGAGUUGCGACCAGCGCGGACGCACGCUUCUCCACUUGGCAGUAAUUCACCAUCGGCAACAAGUAGCUUUACUGCUGGCUGACCUCUGUCCCGAACUGGCACAACUCCGUGACUGCUUUGGUCGCACUCCAAUGCACUAUGCGGCAUGUUUGAACGAUGACCGGUUCUUGUUUCGCAAACUGAGUGCCCAACUAGGCGGUGUGGACAAACAAAUGACAGAUUAUCGGGGAAUUUCCAUCGCUUCAUAUGCCGAACUGUUCAAGAAAGGUGUACCUUAUUAUACCACUUUGGUCCAACGAGAAUUUGAGGCAUGUCUGUCAGAAAAAGCACAACGUGCAUCUCAGAUUUUUACGACCGAUUCCGAAGGAACGAAGUCUGUGGACCAAGAGGGAAUGACGCCUUGA
Dicrocoelium dendriticum is the source of this 3592-nucleotide messenger RNA. NCBI's taxonomy places the organism in Eukaryota, Metazoa, Platyhelminthes, Trematoda, Plagiorchiida, Dicrocoeliidae. The record is from the annotation of a GenBank genome assembly.